Molecule: messenger RNA, 1083 nt
Organism: Sitodiplosis mosellana (orange wheat blossom midge)
Lineage: Eukaryota; Metazoa; Arthropoda; Insecta; Diptera; Cecidomyiidae
Exons: 1
Coding region: 1-1083 (360 amino acids)
Source: RefSeq, a predicted model, not a curated record
AUGGAACAUGUCCCUGGUGUCAUGUAUCUUGGCGAAAAAUACGAAGUCACUGAAUGUUUGGAUGCGUGUUCAACAUUUUUGAUGCAAAAUUUGACGGCAGACACCGUGUGUUGGGCCUAUGAGCUAGCUGUUCUAUUCAAGUGUAAAGAAUUGAUGGAGUUUUGCGACACGCUUGCCAAAUCCAAAUUUUCAACUGUACUCCAAUCAAAGUGCUUCUUAGAAUGUGACCAAAAAGUACUUCGCCACAUUUUGAAAUUGGAUCCGUUAAGUGGCUCAAACAUAGAUGUUCUUAAAGCAUGCAUCGCUUGGGCAAAAGCCGCGUGCCAACGGAAAGGCUUGGAUGACGAUCAACCGCAAAACGUACGAGAUCAACUGGGUCAAGCAUUCUAUGAAAUGCCAUUCUCUUCAAUUACUCAGGCGAAUUUCUUUAAUUUUAUUCCGCCCAUUGCCACAUUAUUUGCAAAUGAGGAUUUGGUUGAAGUCAUUCAAAUGGUCGCUUCAUCCGAAUUUCGACCAACAAAAUUCGUAAAAAAGGCCGCAGCACAAGGACCCACUCAUCAGACCAUCAAACGCAGUCGCGUAGUAACAGAUAGCUUCCUCAUCAAAAACAUCGAGACCACCACAUUUUCAUCGAACAAGCCAUUUUUAUUAAAAGGUAUUUCAUUUGCCAAUGUAUACAUUUUCGAUAAGGAAAAGUGGGCUUAUUACAUAGUGGACUUUCCUAUAUCGAAAAUAACAAUCACAAAGAAAUGUCGCGAUGAUCAAUCUCAGAUAGAAAAGUCUUCUGAAAUUCUCUUCAAUGGGGAAAAAACAUUGGUGACCCAUGGAACAAAUCAAGUUGACUUACCAUCACCAAUCCUCAUCAAACCCGGAAUUAAGUAUGAGAUUUGUUUGCAGCAAGAGGUGCCACCAUCCAGUUACACUUUUAAUACACUCAAACCGGUACUUCAUCUUGGGCCGGAUGUCGAAAUUCGAUUCCACUCAGAUGCCAAAUUGGGUUAUGACAACACUGCCACUGGACUGGUCACUGGUUUAUCGGUUGAACGUUUACAAACGGUGAUGAAUUGUGAUUUAGCCGAUUGA